AUGUUCGGCGUUUGUGGCUGGAUGUGGCCCACCUUCAAGAAAAUCCGAUCCUCAUCAAGUCCAAACUGCCGACCUGCUAUGCGUAUGCUUCGUGCAACCGUUGUCGGCAUACCAUUUCAGCUCAUUCAUCUGGCCUACACCACAACCUAUGCCUUCAACCGGAUCUCGAGUCUUGAUCCAGUCAUGGGCUCUUUUGCAACGAAGCUAGUACUUCUAUUCGGCACACAGCUCGGCGUUACUGCUGCUAUGCUUGGAGGCGGCUGGUUCGGUAUGAGUGCCGAUACACCCAAAGCAGUGGAGGUGGAACUUGCCCGUAUCGAUAUCGAAGGCAACAAUAAUGUGCGUGACGACAUUCCCUUGUCCCGUGACUGGAGCGGAGAGGAUAUUACCAGGACGAAACAGGGCUUUGUCUGA
Messenger RNA from Colletotrichum spaethianum, 414 nucleotides. RefSeq lists its product as uncharacterized. The record is from RefSeq and is a predicted model, not a curated record. Lineage: Eukaryota; Fungi; Ascomycota; Sordariomycetes; Glomerellales; Glomerellaceae. Bases 1 to 414 code for a protein of 137 amino acids. The transcript has a single exon.